AUGCUGCUUCUCCAGCCCACGGGUACCGAGGACCACAAUGGCUCUCCCUACAUGAGUAUGGUAGAAAAUAUAUCUGCCGGCAGCUUCCGGCUGGACCGCGCUGGUAGCCGCCGCCGCCGCUGCCGCUGCCACCAUCAUGCCAGCCCCACAGGUCUUGGUGAGGUGGGUGACUCUCCAGGAUGGGAGAAGCCAAUUUGGGAGCAGAUUGGAUCCAGCUUUAUUCAGCAUUACUACCAGUUAUUAGAUAACGACAGAACUCAACUAGCCGCAAUUUACAUUGAUGCAUCCUGCCUUACGUGGGACGGACAGCAGUGCCAGUGGAAAGCUGCCAUUGUGGAGAAGUUGUCCAGCCUUCCGUUCCAGAAAAUCCAGCAUAGUAUCACGGCACAGGACCGCCAGCCUACACCAGAGAGCUGUAUCAUCAGCACGGUUGUAGGCCAGCUCAAGGCCGAUGAAGAUCUCAUUAUGGCUUUCCGCCAGAUGUUUCUAUUCAAGAACAUCAACGAUGCUUGGGUUUGCACCAAUGACAUGUCCAGGCUUGCCCUGCACAACUUCGGCUGACCUCCUCUUGGCCAGACACUCAUGCUGUUUCCUCCUCCCUCCUCUUCCAAUACUAACUAUCUCACUCCUCCAGAUGCUCCGAACAUCAUACACAAAUGAGCAGGGCCGAGGUAGAAGUGGUGCAGUGCGCUUCUGUCACCACUGUGUUGUGCAUGAUGUUUGGAUGCUAGACUAGUUGCAUCUGACAGGAGAAGUUUGUGUUGGACCAGCGCAUGCCUUGGAAAGACUUAAGUAAUGCAAAAGAUUGUGGGUUUUUGGUUUUGUUUUAUUUUGUUUUUUUAAUCUACUGACAAGUUGCUCUAGUAACCCAAAGAAGUGAAGGAGAAAGCCGCUGCCUCGCCGCCCAGAUAUUGAUUUGUUCAGAUGUUUCAAUGCCUCACGAUACAAUGAAACCACAAACGUUUU
Peromyscus californicus insignis is the source of this 966-nucleotide messenger RNA. RefSeq names its product nuclear transport factor 2-like. The coding region runs from base 1 to 561 and encodes 186 amino acids. The record is from RefSeq and is a predicted model, not a curated record. Lineage: Eukaryota; Metazoa; Chordata; Mammalia; Rodentia; Cricetidae. Gene Ontology annotation, cellular component: nuclear pore central transport channel. The transcript has 2 exons. Gene Ontology annotation, biological process: protein import into nucleus.